GAAUAAUUUUUCUUCUUACUUUGUAAAUCAAUUUUUGCAACAAGCUCAUCUCUUAAUAACUUGCAGACUGACCUUUUUGUGGAUUUCACUAUAAAUAUAUCCUGGGCUUCAGGAUGUGCUCUAUAGUCAUGCUUCAUCAGUGGAGUCUGGCUGUGUUCUUGCUGUGCUCCCCAGUGACUCUUGAUGGGAGACCAGUUGCUGCACUUAGUAGCAGAACGAAGAGGUCAGUGAGCCACGCCCAGCUGAUGCAUGACAAGGGCCGCUCCUUGCAGGAGUUCAAGCGCCGCAUGUGGCUGCAGGAGCUGCUGGAAGAGGUGCACACCGCCGAUGAGCGAGCUCCACCUGUGCAGAGCAGAACCCAGAGCCAAACCUUCAGUGGGAAUGCCCUGCACGAGAAGCCCCCAGGGGCCACGAAGGACCUCCCCGACAGGUUCAGGCUGGACAGAGAGGGCCCUAACCUGCCCCAGGAGACCAACAAGGCUCUGGCCUAUAAGGACCAGCCACUUAAGGUGGCCACCAAGAGGAAAAAAAAGGCGAGGUUAGGCCGACGUAGAGAGAGCGACAAGAAGCGGAGGCGGGCACGGUCUGCCACAACAAAGGAGCCAUGAAGGACGCAGUGCCCUGGCUAGAGACUCCUACUAGCCUUUGCAUGGUACUGCACUGAGACACUGACAUAGGUUCAGCCAGACUGGGAUCUGAGAGACUCUACUCGUGGCUGACUCAGUCACUUCAUUAUACACCCUGGGUUUGUGCUUGUAUGAUAAUAUUUUGCUGUUUAUAUUUUUGAUCACAAAGUUUUUGUGAAUUAUCUUCAUAACAUCUUCUUAGGUCCAUAUUUAUUUUGGAACAUCUGUAGGCAUCUGUAACUUUGAUUGACUUCAAAACAAAGCCAUGUGUUGUCAUCUCUAACCAACCGUGUGCACGAGUAGAUCAUAGGAGGAAAUAUUUAUUGCCUGAAUAUUAUGUAACUUCAAAAUGGUUUACUUGUGUUUGGCUCUAUGUUGACUAUUGUGAACUUAGUUAUUGUACAUAGAAACUGUUCACUGCAUACAUCUGUUCGAACUGUUCUGCAAUAAUUUAUUUCACUUUGAAAGUGUGUAUUUAUUUUGUGAAUGUAUCAUGGUGCUGCUGACUAAAUUCCAUAAUGCACUUUAGUUAUAUUCUGUACAUGUUCUUUUGUGGUUGAGUUCUGUUUUGAUGUUUCUUUCUGAUGGUCCUGCUUUCCUUUCCAAACUUAA
Anarrhichthys ocellatus (wolf-eel) is the source of this 1238-nucleotide messenger RNA. It is a transcript of the gene pthlhb, whose product is annotated as parathyroid hormone-like hormone b. The transcript has 3 exons. The record is from RefSeq and is a predicted model, not a curated record. The coding region runs from base 114 to 608 and encodes 164 amino acids. Gene Ontology annotation, molecular function: hormone activity. NCBI's taxonomy places the organism in Eukaryota, Metazoa, Chordata, Actinopteri, Perciformes, Anarhichadidae. Gene Ontology annotation, biological process: bone mineralization. Gene Ontology annotation, cellular component: extracellular region.